This is a messenger RNA of Paramuricea clavata, 1069 nucleotides long. NCBI's taxonomy places the organism in Eukaryota, Metazoa, Cnidaria, Anthozoa, Malacalcyonacea, Plexauridae. The record is from the annotation of a GenBank genome assembly.
AACUCUGGAAUGCAUCAACUCGGAAGCAUUCUGUAGUAUCGGAUCAUCUACGCUCAAUGCUUUUUUAAAGAAAGAGACGUUCUCAAUAACAGAAAUGGAAUUGUUCAAAGCAAUUGUGAAAUGGGCCGAUAGGGAAUGUGCAAGACAGAGUAUAAAUAUCGAACAUGAUAAAACGGCAAGAAGACGCAUCCUAGGAGAUAGUGUUUAUGAAAUUCCUUUCCUUGCAAUGUCUCUGGAAAACCUUGUAAAAUAUGUCUCCCCCACUGGAAUACUUACAGACACAGAAGUUGUGUCCAUUUCGCAAAAGCUCUGCGGAUUAGACGUGGCAGGCUUGAAAUGGAAGGAAUAUAAAAAGAGGCAACCAUGUAUCAGAGUCAGUUUCAGCAGAUUUGACCCCGGCACUGUUAUCAGCAGCGGUUGGCGUUACACUAGUGGAGGUUCCGAUGCUCUUACUCUGGUUGUCAAUAAAGCUGUUCUCUUUCACGGUGUUCGCUUGUUUGGUUCCAAUGGCGGGCGAUACGAAGUCAAAUUUACGAUUAAAGAUAAGAAUGUAACAGGGUCCUACACUUCAGAAGAAGAGAGUGACCUCGUGUUGGGUUAUGACGUCAUGUUACCCAAUCCAAUCCCUCUACUGCCAAAUGAAGAGAUCACAAUAAUUGCGACAAUAACAGGACCAAAAUCUUACUACGGUGACAGUGGAAAAUCAUCAGUGAUAAUCGAUGACAUUGUUGUAACUUUUAAAAACGCGCUUUCAGGCUUAAGUACCAAUGGUACGCGUGCAACUGGUGGUCAGUUCUACAAAAUUUUUCUUUCUGAGUUGAAGUUUUGAGAAUAUUUUGUGACUUGAUAUAAAUUAAUUUAAAUGCACGGCAGUGGCGUAGGCAGACUUUCAUUUUUGGGGGGCGAAGCAAACGCCAAGGACGUGAAACCGUCUAGGGGGGUCCGGAAAAUUUUGAAAUCUAGAGUCGCUGAAACGUGAUUUCAAGCAUUUUAGGGUUAAAAUCUUGCAGAAUACCGAAGAUUAUAAAGUACAUCGAAGACAUAAAUUUUCCCAGGCAUUUCUACUCGG